Hypanus sabinus (Atlantic stingray) is the source of this 3709-nucleotide messenger RNA. It is a transcript of the gene epn1a, whose product is annotated as epsin 1a. The transcript has 11 exons. Gene Ontology annotation, biological process: endocytosis. Gene Ontology annotation, molecular function: clathrin binding; phospholipid binding. The coding region runs from base 552 to 2240 and encodes 562 amino acids. Lineage: Eukaryota; Metazoa; Chordata; Chondrichthyes; Myliobatiformes; Dasyatidae. Gene Ontology annotation, cellular component: plasma membrane; clathrin vesicle coat; endosome. The record is from RefSeq and is a predicted model, not a curated record.
UGACCUCAAAGAAGCCCCUCCCCGCUGCUCCGGGAACGAAUAUUAAUAAGCGGAAGCGGAAGCGUCGCCAUUUUAUCGCGGCGGAGGGAGAAAAUCGGCGGAGGGACCGGAGGGAUUGGGAGACGGACACAGAUGCUAUGAAGUGAGACAAAGUGCCAUCAAAUUUAUGGACCCUAUACAGAUUACAGAGGAAGAGAUUUUGCUGUCCUGGGGCAAAAGUCCCCAGGGCCUGAUCGUGUGUUCCCUUGAACCCUGUGGGAGGCAAGUGCAGAAAUUGCCAGACCCCUAGCAGAGAUAUUUAAAUCAUCCUUAGCGACAGCUCCACCGCUGACGAAGAUGCCGCAUGGGCUCAGCUCCAGCCAACUGUUGACAAGUAGUUGGUGAUUUGCCCUCACCCCCCCACCCCCCUCCCUCGUUCCCCACCACCUGAGGGUAGCUGUCCUCUGCCUCUCUCCCCUCACUCUCCCCCCCCCCCCGCCCCACACCCUCUCCCUCCUCGUUCCCUUCUCCAUCGGCAGCUGCUUCUCCCUUGCCCCCUCCAGCUCGCCAAGAUGUCAACCUCUUCCCUCCGGCGUCAGGUGAAGAACAUAGUCCACAACUACUCUGAGGCAGAGAUCAAGGUGAGGGAGGCAACCUCGAAUGACCCUUGGGGCCCCUCCAGCUCCCUCAUGUGCGAGAUCUCCGAUCUGACCUACAAUGUGGCGGCCUUCACCGAGAUCAUGGGGAUGGUGUGGAGGCGGCUGAACGACCACGGCAAGAACUGGCGGCACGUUUACAAGGCGCUGACGCUAGCCGAGUACCUGGUGAAGACCGGUUCUGAGCGGGUGGCCCAGCAGUGCCGCGAGAACAUAUAUGCGGUGCAGACCCUGAAAGACUUCCAGUACAUUGACCGCGACGGCAAAGACCAGGGCGUCAAUGUGCGGGAGAAGGCCAAGCAGCUGGUGGCCCUUCUGAAGGAUGAGGAGAAACUGAAGGAGGAAAGGGCACACGCCCUCAAGACCAAGGAGAAGCUGGCACAGGCUGCCACGGCCAGUUCCUCUGCGCCAUCGGCCCCCUCAGCCACCCUACGUGGGCCGCCAGACAUGGACCAGGCCUGGCCACAGAGCUCGGGCGAAGAGGAGCUUCAGCUUCAGCUGGCCUUGGCCAUGAGCAAGGAGGAGGCCGAGCAGAGAUCACCUCCAGUCCAUGGCGAAGAUUUACAAAUGCAGCUGGCUCUCAGCCUUAGCAAGGAGGAACAUGACAAGGAAGAGAGGCUACGCAGGGGAGAUGAUCUCCGUCUGCAGAUGGCCAUUGAGGAGAGUCAGAGGCAGACUGCACUUACCUCAACAAAAGAAAAGAACUCCCUGAUGGACUUGACUGAUGUCUUCACAGUCCCCCUGGCCCAACCUCAGGCCACUGACCCCUGGGGAGCACCCGUCUCGGAGCCGGUGCCACCUGGGAUCCCCACCACUGACCCCUGGGGGUCUCAGCAGGCCAGCAUUACUGCCACAUGCGAUCCAUGGGGUGGCCCCCAACAAGCGCCCGGUCCUCCUCCUCCUCCUCAAGGGACCUCCCCGGAUUCCUGGGACGUUCUGGGUGUACCACCCUCGGCUGCCCCUCCCUCUGAGACCUGGGCCCCACUCCCUGCACCGGCCACUCUGCCCACCGGAGACCCCUGGGCCCCUAUUCCGGCAGCCAGUCCCCCUGGCCAUACCCAGGCACUGCAAGACCCCUGGGCACCCAGCAACUCGCCUCCAUCCACGGUCCAGGGCACAGGUCUUCCCCCUUCUGACCCCUUCCUGGCCUCCACCAUCCAGGACGAUUUCUCUGAGUUUGACUCUCUCCGGAGCAGUGCCAUGAGAGUGGAGCCAACUGCAGGCGAAGCACAGCCGCAAGCCGAGACCAGCAGCCCGGACCUUUUGGACCUGUGCGGACUGGGCCCUGCCCUCCCUAGCACCCAGGGGGGCACCGUUCCACCCGUCACAUGCAGGACCCCCGAGUCGUUUCUGGGACCCAACGCCGCCCUGGUUAACCUGGACACCCUGGUGUCCAAACCCACGCCUAGGGUCUCCAACCCUUUCCUGAACUCAGGAGGUCCCAGCAACGCCUCCACCACCAACCCCUUUGGUUCGACAGCCGCUGCUACCCCUGCUAUGACGCUGAACCAGCUGAGAGCCAGCCCUGUCCCCACCCCCACGCUGGGCUCCCAGAACGGCUUCGGGCACCCCCCAGCCGGGACCACCAACCCUUUCCUCCUAUAACUGGCACCCACCCCCCCCCAAUCCGGGACCGGGGGUGAAAGAUUGCAGGAGGUUUUAUGGGGAUCAAUCUCUGUACCCAGUUAUGGCCUCCUCUGGUGGGUUCCCCCAUCUCUCAUGCCCCUUCUAAUCUAUGAGGAUCUUUCCCACAGCCCUCCCAGACGGGGUGAUGGUGCUGGAAGCUCUGAGUUGGACCCACAAUGGGAUUAAACAUGUUAAAAGAACUUCCCAUUCUCUCUGCCCCGCACGGGUUAACACCCCCUCCAACCUCCCUCUCCCUGCAGUCUCACCUUUCAUUCCACCCACCUCCCUCAUGAGGAAGUGAAGACUCUAUAUGGAGAGUAUUUUAUUGUGACGGGUGAGAACAGACAAAUUACACUGAUUGCCGAUCUCACCAUCUUCCACAGCACAGCUGUCUCCCCUUCCCUCUCAUGGAGUUGACUGGCGGCAGGGAACAUGUGUUGGAGGGCAACUAGCAGCUGGACAAGGGUCAGAGGGCAAGAUUGAAAAGGGACCCAGUGUGUUUAAUCACCAGCCAUCCCUUCCUCAACUGUGGGUGUGACAGAGCAAGGCCCACCCACUAGCACCCACCAGUGGUGAUGGCACACCAUUGCAACAUGCUAUUUACAUGGAAAAACCCAGAGGGUAGGGAGCCAUGUCUGCGUGGCACCUAGGUGUAAGAUUUCAUGUCUAUCUAAUCAUGCGCGUGGAUGAGGGGGGGGGGGGGGGUGAGAUCCUUCGGUCGAGAGAUUCCAGCAGGGAGGAGUUCGGUGAUCACCAUUCCUUUUCUAGAACAAUGAAAAACUUGUCUGUGGUAAAUCCAGUGAUGUAAAAGGAAAUAGAAUUAAUUAAAUCAGAAUCUAUAUAUAAAUAUAAAUAUAUAUAUAUAUCUACACAAUGUGUGUGUGUCAUGCCAUGGGUUACAGGGAGCGUAGGGGGUUUCUCAUUAUAACAGGCUGUGAACAUCUCCCCCAACUUCCUGGGCACUCACUGUUUUCACAUAUGGGGAAGAUGAGAGACACCUUUAUCUCUCUCACACACAAUCGCGCAGGCUCCUCACUGACAAACAAGGAAAGUUCAAACAGAUUGUUGAUUUUAUUAUGAAUCAGUAAAAACAGAAAAUGCACCUUCGCACACCCCUCUGCCUCGCUCUGUGCCAACCCCCCCCCCACCCCCCGGCCAUUUCAACUGCUCCCACCCCGCCUCUUCUCAUUCUCCCACGACCCCUUGCCAGCUGAGGGUGUACAGGUUAUUGUGGGGAGGAACAUGUCUCUCUGGGGGAGGAGAGAGGGGUGAAGAAAAGCUAACACCUCAAUCUCAGAACUGCUGCCAACCACAAACUCCUCCACAUCCCCAGCUUUGCCUCUGGGUUUCUACCCCUCAGCUCCCUCCUUUCCUUCCCAUUUCCCGACCUGGAACGAAUCACAGACAGUUGGGGGGGGGGGGGGCACUGGGAGAACCUCAGCUGCCUG